Lolium perenne is the source of this 607-nucleotide messenger RNA. Its product is annotated as photosystem II 10 kDa polypeptide, chloroplastic. Gene Ontology annotation, biological process: photosynthesis. Gene Ontology annotation, cellular component: photosystem II oxygen evolving complex; photosystem II; thylakoid membrane. The record is from RefSeq and is a predicted model, not a curated record. NCBI's taxonomy places the organism in Eukaryota, Viridiplantae, Streptophyta, Magnoliopsida, Poales, Poaceae.
UAUGAUUUAGCAAACUAAAAAAAAAAGACUAGCAGCAGAGAACUUACUGUCGUACGUAUGGGGAUCUCGGUCAUGGCUUCUAUGGCUCUGAAACCAUCUCCAUUUCAAUUUUUCGGGAAGUCGCGGCUCCAAGGCAUCCAGCCUUCAACAAGAUCAUCAUCUUUCAGAGUAAUGUCCAAAAAAGCAAAGAAGGUCAAGACUACUCAGCCUUUCGGGCCUGGGGGAGGACUGGAACUGAAAGAUGGUGUCGAUGCAUCAGGAAGGCAAGCCAAGGGGAAGGGCAUCUACCAGUUUGCCAACAAGUAUGGAGCAAAUGUUGAUGGGUACAGCCCGAUAUAUAACCCAGAAGAAUGGUCUCCAAGUGGUGACUAUUAUGCUGGAGGAAAGACGGGGUUGUUGCUCUGGGUAGCCACUCUUGCUGGAAUUCUGCUGGGUGGUGCUCUUCUUGUUUACAAUACUAGUGCUUUGGCUUCCUGAAGUCUGGGUACAGAAAACCAAAUUAUGUACCAUGCAAGGAUUACAUCAUCUAGAGUAGAUAUAUGACCACCUAUGUCCCUAGACUAAACUAUCAAAAGUGGUAAAUUUCCAAAUACAAAUAAUCUUCGUA